Molecule: messenger RNA, 1542 nt
Organism: Peromyscus maniculatus bairdii (prairie deer mouse)
Lineage: Eukaryota; Metazoa; Chordata; Mammalia; Rodentia; Cricetidae
Source: RefSeq, a predicted model, not a curated record
AUGGCCAUGAGGCAGAGGCUGCUCACCUGCUUGGGCCACAGGCAGCCCUUGGUGGAUUUGGCCUUCAGCGGCAUCACACCAUAAGGCUACUUUCUGAUCAGUGCUUGCAAAGAUGGCAAACCUAUGCUCCGCCAGGGAUAUACGGGAGACUGGACUGGAACCUUUUUGGGUCAUAAAGGUGCUGUCUGGGGUGCAACAUUGAAUAAGGAUGCCACCAAAGCUGCUACAGCUGCUGCAGAUUUCACAGCCAAAGUGUGGGAUGCUGUCUCAGGAGAUGAAUUGAUGACCCUGGCUCAUAAGCACAUUGUCAAGACUGUGGAUUUCACACAGGAUAGCAACUACCUGUUAACUGGGGGACAGGAUAAACUGCUGCGCAUAUAUGACUUGAACAAACCUGAGGCAGAACCUAAGGAAAUUAGUGGUCACACUUCCGGUUUUAAAAAGGCUCUGUGGUGCAGUGAGGAUAAACAAAUACUUUCAGCUGAUGAUAAAACUGUUCGUCUCUGGGAUCAUGCUACGAUGACAGAAGUGAAAUCUGUGAAUUUUAACAUGUCCCUGAGCAGCAUGGAAUAUAUCCCUGAGGGAGAGGUCCUGGUGCUUACUUAUGGGCGGACUAUUGCUUUUCAUAGUGCACUUAGUCUGGAGUCCAUUAAAUCCUUUGAAGCUCCUGCAACCAUCAAUUCUGCAUCUCUUCAUCCUGAGAAGGAGUUUCUUGUUGCAGGUGGAGAAGACUUUAAACUGUAUAAGUAUGAUUAUAAUAGUGGAGAAGAAUUAGAAUCCUACAAAGGUCACUUUGGUCCCAUUCACUAUGUAAGAUUUAGUCCUGGUGGGGAACUCUAUGCCAGUGGUUCUGAAGAUGGGACAUUGAGAUUGUGGCAAACUGUGGUAGGAAAAACCUAUGGCCUUUGGAAAUGCGUGCUUCCUGAAGAAGACAGUGGUGAGCUGGCCAAGCCAAAGAUCGGUUUUCCAGAAACAUCGGAAGAGGAGCUGGAAGAAAUUGCUUCAGAGAAUUCAGAUUCCAUCCACUCUUCAACUCCUGAAGUUAAGGCCUGAGCAUCAGAUGUAUGCCCUAGACACUAUCAUCUAGUUUAUGGACUGAACAAGCAGAGAAAAGCAUCAGCCUUCAGAGUUACUCUCUGCCUGCGGCAAAGAGGGCAGAAACGAUUGGGAAUAUGAAUUAGUGCCAGCGCACGAACAACUACUCCGUGUCCUGUGAGUGCAAAUAGCUGAGUGUGUGAGGUGCAGGCAGGAGGGUGUGCUCAGGGAGUACCAUAGCCUGCUGUCUCAGGUGAACAAGCCAACGUACAAUUUCCAUUUUACACUUCAGUUUCUUGUAGCUGUUUAUGUUAUGGAGAAGAAAGAUAUAUUGGCCUAUUUUUCUGACUUUUCCCUUAAAGCAGAAUGUCUUUUUCUCUUUGCUUAGUUGUAAAGAAGAGGAAAUACAUGAUAAAGUAACUGGUUUGAUCUCUUUCAUUGUACAUUGACUGCUUCUGAAUAUCCAAUAUUUUUUAGUUAUCUAAAUAAAAUGCCUCUAAAACAAAA